GGGAAAAAGAAGUUCUUACGAGUAGUGCCGACUAUCAUUCAAAUGCCAUUCAGAAUAAACGUCCAAUACAGCCUAAUCAAUAUCCUAUUCACAUUGAUAUAUUAUCAAAUCAACAUCAAGUCUUGAUGUACAAAUUUUGUUUAAAUGUUGACUACAUUCUGUAUUUAUUAAUCUUGAAUUAUAUAGUGAAACACAUCAGCAAUUGGUAGAACAGUUAGCAGAAUUACAACUUGAUCUAGAAAAAGUCAAAAAAGAAGAGGUUUCUCUUAAAGAAAAACUAACAUGUAUGCAACAAGAGUAUAUAAAAGCAAUAGAAGAGACAGUUUCUUCUAUAGACAGGUCAUCUUUUAUUGAACCACAGAACAAUAGGUAUACACUUGCAGUAAGCGAUGAUACAAAGUAUAUUGAAAGUGAUCGCUUAUUGUCAAUGGAACUCAAUCGAGUCGUUACUCAAUGGCAAGAAAUAUUGAAAAGUGAUCCCAUUGAGGACAGAGAUGGUAGAAAGACGUUAGCAUACGACUUCAAAAGAAAUGAAUUUGAUAUUAUGGAUUUAAUUGCUCAAAUUAAGGGAUUUGAGGCACGUAUACAAUUUCUAAAUCGUGAUAGAGCUAAAUUAAACGGGUUACCACAAAUAUUGCCUAUUCUUAAAUCAGAGACAGAAAAUUACACCUCAGAUAUGAAAGCAGCUACUUUACAGUUAGAGAAAUUAGAAAAGGAUACCAUUCGCCCAAGUCUAGAUGCAUUGGCAGAAUUGAAAAUUAUAUGGCCUUUACAGGAGGACCACUAUAGAAAAGAAUUAAAUAUUUUGGAAAAGUUGUUAGAUGAUAUGGAUAAGGUCUAUAAAACUUCAGUAAAACAAAGGGCUUGUCAGCAACUUGUGUCUUAUAUAUAUGAUUUGAAUCAACAAGGUGAUAUCGACAGACAUAAAACAAUGGAGUUCUUAGUUAAUAAAUUAGAGCUUGAUAUAGCACGAAUAAAUGAAGAAAAAGAGGAUAUAAAGACACUUACUAUGGAGGACAAAGAUAAAAUGUAUUUAGAAAUGAUAGGUCUAUUUCUUGAUGAUUUCUUUAGACAACAUGAUUUAGAAAAUGAUGCAAAGGAGCUUUCUUUGAUUGAAAAGAUUGUAAAGCUUAAAAGCUAUGAAACAGAACUUAAACAAAGAUGGAACGAAGAUUUUGAAUCUUGUAUGGAUGCUGCUAAAGAGCUACAUAAACUACAGGAAAGAUUAUUUAGUUCAUUAUAUUCUCAUUCUUCAGACAAUCAUUUCAUUAUGACUCCAAGAUCAUAUACCACUUUGCAAGAACAGCUUGAAUAUAAAACUCAAGAAUUAACUGCUGAAUUAUCAAAUUUAGAAAAUGAUAUAAAUAAUGAGGAAGAGAAUCAUGUAUGGGAACAAGAAAAGAAGCUUUUUUCUGUAUUCUUCACUGAUCCAGUAAAAUUUGAACAGCUUCAUUCAAACCGUGUAAAUAAAUAACAUAAUUUAAUUAGUUUAUAAAUGAUUAU
Cokeromyces recurvatus is the source of this 1503-nucleotide messenger RNA. RefSeq lists its product as uncharacterized. Lineage: Eukaryota; Fungi; Mucoromycota; Mucoromycetes; Mucorales; Mucoraceae. Bases 287 to 1474 code for a protein of 395 amino acids. The transcript has 5 exons. The record is from RefSeq and is a predicted model, not a curated record.